AUGAGACGAAACCAAGACUUUUUUCGUAACACAUCAUCGGAGUCGAUCGAUCCAAGCGAGCCCCAGUGCUCAGCCAUUAUUAAUAGUCCUAACGUUUGGACUCGAAUGUCUAUCAGUAUUGAUUUGGGGUUUUCUGAGGCAUUUAUGGUGGGAGAAUUGGAGUGUGAUGAUCUUGUUGCUCUUGUUUCCAACGCAUCAUCCCACUAUGAUACCUCGAACGCACUUUUCUCUUCUUUUUUAUCACCAGACAUGAGUUACUCAUGUCCAAUAUGGGAUACCACUGGUAAAGAAGAAACUCUCGAGGAAGCACAAAAACGAAAAGUACAUAAUAUUAUUGAUAAAGCGGAUAUGAAGCCAGAACAUCACAUCCUCGAAAUUGGAGGUGGAUGGGCAUAUCUAGCUAUCCAAGCUGUAAAGAAAACUGUGGAUCAAAACACUCUGGGCGAGAAAAGGGUUGAAGAGGCGGGAUUAACAGAUCGAAUUGAGAUAUUGCUUUGCGAUUAUAGGCAGACUCCUAAGCCUAUUCCUGCAGGGUUUGAUAGAAUUAUCAGUGUCGAAAUGGUGGAAUAUGUUGGGGAGGAGUACAUGGAGACCUAUUUCAGAGCGAUUAGCGAAUCGUUGAACAAAGAAAAUGAAAUCAUGGUAAUACAAAGCAUAACCGAAACGAAUCAGGGCCUCCACCAAACUCGAUCCAAAAUUGACACUUUCAUGGAGCGCUACAUCUUCCCAGGAGGAUAUCUCCCUACCGUCAGAGAGAUUAUUGAACAUCUUGAAGCGGGAUCUACUGGUUCUCUAGAGCCUGAGAGCGUGCAAAGUAUAGGUCCUCAUUAUGUGCGAACUUUGCGCUUGUGGAGGGAAAACUUUACUCGGAACUGGGACAAAACUAAGCUGUUGUACAUGAAAGGAAGAGGAGACAUGACGCUGUUAGAUCUCGAAACUUUCCAAAGAAGGUGGAUUGGUUACUUUAGUUAUUGCGAAGCAGGCUUCCGAGCAGGUAUUUUAGGGAACCAUGUAAUUACUGCGAAGAGGGCACAAGUUCUGUCUCCAGGUGGAAUUGUUCCACUUUAA
Botrytis porri is the source of this 1068-nucleotide messenger RNA. RefSeq lists its product as uncharacterized. Lineage: Eukaryota; Fungi; Ascomycota; Leotiomycetes; Helotiales; Sclerotiniaceae. The record is from RefSeq and is a predicted model, not a curated record. The transcript has 6 exons. Bases 1 to 1068 code for a protein of 355 amino acids. Gene Ontology annotation, biological process: lipid biosynthetic process.